Messenger RNA from Hipposideros armiger (great roundleaf bat), 6047 nucleotides. RefSeq names its product ATP binding cassette subfamily C member 1 (ABCC1 blood group) (gene ABCC1). Gene Ontology annotation, molecular function: ATP binding; glutathione transmembrane transporter activity; ABC-type xenobiotic transporter activity. Gene Ontology annotation, cellular component: basolateral plasma membrane. Gene Ontology annotation, biological process: xenobiotic transport; glutathione transmembrane transport. Lineage: Eukaryota; Metazoa; Chordata; Mammalia; Chiroptera; Hipposideridae. Bases 73 to 4497 code for a protein of 1474 amino acids. The record is from RefSeq and is a predicted model, not a curated record. The transcript is spliced from 30 exons.
CCCGGGCCUGUCUGCCCGCCGCCCCGCUGCUGCGCGCCUGCCGGUGGCCCCGCCGGUGCCCGCGCCGACCGCAUGGCGCUCCGGGGCUUCUGCAGCGCGGAUGGCUCCGACCCCUUCUGGGAGUGGACCGUCACGUGGAACACCAGCAACCCUGACUUCACCAAGUGCUUUCAGAACACCAUCCUCGUGUGGGUGCCUUGUUUUUACCUCUGGGUCUGCUUCCCCUUCUACUUCCUCUAUCUCUCCCACCAUGACCGGGGCUACAUUCAGAUGACGCAUCUCAACAAAGCCAAGACUGCCUUGGGAGUUUUGCUCUGGCUCGUCUGUUGGGCAGACCUCUUCUACUCUUUCUGGGAAAGAAGUUGGGGCGAGUUCCCGGCCCCCGUGUUCCUGGUCAGCCCUACCUUCUUGGGUAUCACCAUGCUGCUUGCUACCUUUUUAAUUCAGCUCGAGAGAAGGAAAGGAGUCCAGUCCUCAGGAAUAAUGCUCACAUUCUGGCUUAUAGCCCUACUAUGUGCCAUUGCCAUCUUGAGAUCUAAAAUCAUGACUGCCUUAAAAGAGGACGCCAAAGUCGACGUGUUUCGUGAUGCCACUUUCUACAUUUACUUCUCCCUCGUGCUGAUUCAGCUCGUGCUGUCCUGUUUCUCAGACCGCGCGCCCCUGUUCUCUGAAACCAUCAACGACCCCAACCCUUGCCCGGAAUCUGGCGCCUCCUUUCUUUCCAGGAUCACCUUCUGGUGGAUCACAGGGUUGAUGAUCCUGGGCUACCGCCAGCCCCUGGAGAGCACGGACCUCUGGUCCUUAAACAAGGAGGACAUGUCGGAAGAAGUGGUGCCCAUGUUGGUAAAGAACUGGAAGAAGGAAUGUGCAAAAUCCAGAAAGCAGCUGGUGAAGAUCGUGUACCCGUCCCAGGAUCCCACCAAGCCUAAAAGCGGCUCCAAAGUGGAUGUGAACGAGGAGGCCGAGGCUUUGAUUGUCAAGCCCUCCCGGAAGGAGCGGGACCCGUCCCUGUUCAAGGUGCUCUACAAGACCUUCGGACCCUACUUCCUUAUGAGCUUCCUGUUCAAGGCCGUGCACGACCUGAUGAUGUUCACCGGCCCAGAGAUCCUGAAGUUGCUCAUCAACUUUGUGAACGACAAGGAGGCCCCGAACUGGCAGGGCUACUUCUACACCGCACUCCUGUUCAUCAGCGCCUGCCUCCAGACCCUCGUGCUACAUCAGUAUUUCCACAUCUGCUUCGUCAGCGGCAUGAGGAUCAAGACCGCCGUCAUCGGGGCCGUCUACCGGAAGGCCCUGGUGAUCACCAAUUCUGCCAGAAAAUCCUCUACGGUCGGGGAGAUCGUCAACCUCAUGUCUGUGGACGCCCAGAGGUUCAUGGACCUGACCACAUACAUUAACAUGAUCUGGUCAGCCCCUCUGCAAGUCAUCCUUGCGCUCUACCUCCUGUGGCUGAACCUGGGUCCCUCCGUCCUGGCCGGAGUGGCUGUAAUGAUCUUCAUGGUCCCCGUCAAUGCCGUGAUGGCCAUGAAGACCAAGACCUACCAGGUACUGUGUCUGGGCCCUGGGACACAAGUCAGUGCUGGGCAUUCUGCUUGCUUGCAGGUGGCCCUGUCUACGUUUGCCGUCUACGUGACCGUCGACAAGAACAACAUCCUGGAUGCCCAGAAAGCCUUUGUGUCCUUGGCCUUGUUCAACAUCCUCCGCUUCCCCCUGAACAUUCUUCCCAUGGUCAUCAGCAGCAUCGUGCAGGCGAGUGUCUCCCUCAAACGCCUCAGGAUCUUUCUGUCCCACGAGGAGCUGGAGCCCGACAGCAUCGAGCGGAGGCCUAUCAAAGACGUUUCAGGGGUGCAGGGUGAGGGGGAGGGUGUGGGUGUGUUAUGUUGUUUCAGCAUCACCUUCUCCAUUCCGGAAGGUUCCUUGGUGGCCGUGGUGGGCCAGGUGGGCUGUGGAAAGUCAUCUCUGCUCUCAGCGCUCUUGGCCGAGAUGGACAAAGUGGAGGGGCACGUGUCUAUCAAGGGCUCAGUGGCCUACGUCCCCCAGCAGGCCUGGAUUCAGAAUGACUCUCUCCGAGAAAACAUCCUUUUCGGACGCCAGCUCCAGGAACGGUAUUAUCAGGCUGUGAUCGAAGCCUGUGCCCUCCUCCAAGAUCUGGAAAUCCUGCCCAGUGGAGACCGGACAGAGAUUGGUGAGAAGGGCGUGAACCUGUCAGGAGGCCAGAAGCAGCGCGUGAGCCUGGCCCGGGCCGUGUACUGUGACUGUGACAUCUACCUCUUGGACGACCCCCUCUCGGCUGUGGAUGCCCACGUGGGAAAACACAUAUUUGAAAAUGUGGUUGGCCCCAAGGGGAUGCUGAAGAACAAGACGCGGCUCCUGAUCACACACGGGAUCAGCUACCUGCCUCAAGUGGAUGUCAUCAUCGUCAUGAGUGGCGGCAAGAUCUCAGAGAUGGGCUCCUACCAGGAGCUGCUGGCCCGGGACGGGGCCUUCGCCGAGUUCCUGCGCACGUACGCCGGCACCGAGCAGGAGCAGGCGGAGCAGGAUGACGGGUUAGCAGGCCUGAGCGGUCCCGGGAAAGAGACGAAGCAGAUGGAGAACGGCAUGGUGGUGACGGACGCUGUGGGGAAACAGCUGCAGAGACAGCUCAGCAGUUCCUCGUCCUAUAGCGGGGACGUCAGCCGGCACCACAACAGCACGGCCGAGCUGCAGAAAGCUGGGGCCAAGAAGGAGGACACGUGGAAACUGAUGGAGGCAGACAAGGCCAAGACAGGACAGGUCAAGCUGUCCGUGUACUGGGAGUACAUGAAGGCCAUUGGACUGUUCAUCUCCUUUCUGAGCAUCUUCCUGUUCUUGUGUAACCACGUUGCCGCCCUGGCCUCCAACUAUUGGCUGAGCCUCUGGACGGAUGACCCCAUCAUCAACGGGACCCAGCAGCACACUAACGUCCGGCUGAGCGUCUAUGGAGCCCUGGGCAUCUCCCAAGGUAUCGCCGUGUUUGGCUACUCCAUGGCGCUGUCCAUCGGGGGCAUCUUCGCCUCCCGCCGUCUGCACCUGGACCUGCUGCAUAACGUCCUGCGCUCACCCAUGAGCUUCUUCGAGCGGACCCCCAGUGGGAACCUGGUGAACCGCUUCUCCAAGGAGAUGGACACGGUGGACUCGAUGAUCCCGCAGGUCAUCAAGAUGUUCAUGGGCUCCCUGUUCAACGUCAUCGGCGCCUGCAUCAUCAUUCUGCUGGCCACGCCCAUCGCCGCGGUCAUCAUCCCGCCCCUGGGCCUCAUCUACUUCUUUGUCCAGAGGUUCUACGUGGCUUCCUCCCGGCAGCUGAAGCGCCUGGAGUCUGUCAGCCGCUCCCCGGUUUACUCCCACUUCAACGAGACGUUGCUGGGGGUCAGCGUGAUCCGGGCCUUUGCGGAGCAGGAGCGCUUCAUCCACCAGAGCGACCGGAAGGUGGACGAGAACCAGAAGGCCUACUACCCCAGCAUCGUGGCCAACCGGUGGCUGGCCGUGCGGCUGGAGUGUGUGGGCAACUGCAUUGUCCUCUUUGCUGCUCUGUUUGCCGUCAUCUCCCGGCACAGCCUUAGCGCCGGCUUGGUGGGCCUCUCCGUGUCUUACUCGUUGCAGGUCACCGCCUACUUGAACUGGCUCGUUCGGAUGUCGUCAGAGAUGGAGACCAACAUUGUGGCGGUGGAGAGACUCAAGGAGUAUUCAGAAACCGAGAAGGAGGCUCCCUGGCGUAUCAAGGAGAUGGCUCCAGCCAGCACCUGGCCCCAGGUGGGCCGAGUGGAAUUCCGGGACUACGGCCUGCGUUACCGAGACGACCUGGACUUGGUUCUCAAGCACAUCAACGUCACUAUUGAGGGAGGGGAAAAGGUUGGCAUCGUGGGGAGGACAGGAGCUGGGAAGUCAUCCCUGACCCUGGGGUUGUUUCGGAUCAACGAGUCUGCCCAGGGAGAGAUCAUCAUUGACGGUGUCAACAUCGCCAAGAUUGGCCUGCACGAUCUCCGGUUCAAGAUCACCAUCAUCCCCCAGGACCCCGUUUUAUUUUCGGGUUCCCUCCGCAUGAACCUGGACCCGUUCAGCCAGUACUCGGAUGAGGAAGUCUGGACAUCGCUGGAGCUGGCUCACCUCAAGAACUUCGUGUCGGCCCUUCCCGAUAAGCUGAACCACGAGUGUGCAGAAGGCGGGGAGAACCUGAGUGUCGGGCAGCGCCAGCUUGUGUGCCUGGCCCGGGCCCUGCUGAGGAAGACGAAGAUCCUUGUGUUGGAUGAGGCCACGGCGGCCGUGGACCUGGAAACGGAUGACCUCAUUCAGUCCACCAUCCGGACGCAGUUCGACGACUGUACUGUGCUCACCAUCGCUCACCGGCUCAACACCAUCAUGGACUACAUGAGGGUGAUCGUACUGGACAAAGGAGAAAUCCGAGAGUGCGGGCCCCCAUCCGACCUCCUGCAGCAGAGAGGCCUCUUCUACGUCAUGGCCAAAGAUGCUGGCUUGGUGUGAGCCCCGGAGCUGGUGCAUCUGGUCUGAUCUGCAGCGGUCAUGUGCCAGCCUCCCAGGAGGAGUCAGCUUCCUUGGAAACCCAAGCCUCCUGUAUACUGAAACCAAAAAAAAAAAAAAGAGAAACCAAACCCAAAGAACCAAACCACACCCAAAGCAGCCAUCCUCUGGCCCACCAGCCUGGACUUGGCCGUGAAGAAGCAGGAGAGACCCAGAGAUGCAGUCCACCCAAAACUCGCACACCCUCGCCUCUGUCACCCCCCACAAGAAGCACACGUGCUCUCAUACCCCUGAAAAUGCCGGCUUGUGCUCUUGGUGCUCUGCGGGGAGGUUCUGGCAGCCAGACCCCAGAGAAAUUUGUUGCGGGAAAUAUGCUAGUGACCAAAUCCAGCCAACUGCCUCACACCUCUCCAGCAAAAGCCUGUGGACUCCAAGUCUCUGAGAAGCUCCCUGGCAGCUGGCCCCAGCACUUCUGAUGUUCUCGUCUGGCUGUACUCAGAAUGCUUCGUUUCCUCGCCUCUGCAGCUCAGAGGUGGAGACCAUUGUCACCGUCAGGCAGUGUCCCAAGGGCCAUGGACACUUCUCUCACCAACCAUCUGGUCUUCCAGGCGCUACGAUGCUGGGAACCAACGUCCCAGCCCUGCCUCACAGGCCAGAGGCAGCCUCGUCACCCACGCGUUUCCCUUCCCACGGGCAGGACUUGGCUGGACUUGCAGGCAUCCCAGACCUGGAAGCCCUGGGUCUGGAGGUCCUCUCGCAAUCCCAGCUUCCCAGCUGGGUUGCUCCCCUCCUCAUCACCCACUCCAGCCUUUUCCUCGCCUUCCCUCCUGCCUCUUUGCCCAUUGCUAGAAGGGGUUUACUCCUGUAGGUACCUGAAUGAGGUCUGCUCUGGGUUGUGAAGCGUUUGAAGCCAAGAACACUGGGCACCUCUCAAGUAUGACCAGCGGGCACGGAAAAGAGCCCGUUGAAUCUUCUUGUUUUUAGAUUUCAGUUUCUCACCCGUGGCCUCCGGUUAGCUGCCAAGGGUGGCAGUGUGGAGAACUUGACAUUUACUUACGGCGUGUCUUCCAGGACAAGAAAGGAACCUAUUUACAAAUACCAGUGUUUUCUUUUUCUUUAUGAAAGUACUGCUCUUGUAGGAAACCAGUCUCAAAAUGACUUUUGAUUUCUAGGGAGGAAGUAUUGGGCCUUCCCAGUGAAGAGCCAAGCUGGCCUGGCAUCUGACAGUUGGUCCGCGUGUUCCUGGAAGAAGACAGGAGACGUGGAGUCCUUCGAGGCCUGUCCUGUAGGUCUUUCAGUUGGAGACCAAAGGGAGACCCAAAAAGGAGAGAGAGGUCACUGCUGCCCCAUGAUUGGCGUUGCUGACUUCAAACCCAGAAGCGUCUUUCUUCCUUUAGGUGGAAAUACAUAUUUAUUUUUUGUAAGUUAUACCAUUCUUUCUCAAUAGAUAAACGAAGUUUUUCUUGGGGGUCUUUUUGUAAUGACUUACACUGGAAAUGAGAACAUUUGCAAACAAUUUACAGUAAAAAAAAAAUAUUUUAUUUCUUUCUAAA